Molecule: messenger RNA, 1744 nt
Organism: Kogia breviceps (pygmy sperm whale)
Lineage: Eukaryota; Metazoa; Chordata; Mammalia; Artiodactyla; Physeteridae
Gene: CAMKMT
Product: calmodulin-lysine N-methyltransferase
Cellular component (GO): cytoplasm
Molecular function (GO): calmodulin-lysine N-methyltransferase activity
Source: RefSeq, a predicted model, not a curated record
AAAGGGGGCGGUGUCGUACUAGGUCGGCCACAGUUCCCUCACCCUCUAGCCUGCCCUCACUCAAGAUGGCCACCAGCAAAAUGGUGCAGUGGCAAGAGCCGCGCUGCCCUGGUUGCUAAGGAGACGCGACUACCGGAAAUGCGGAAUUCGGGGAGAGAGCAAGCGCUAGGGCAGUGGGAGGAAGCCCUCGCGUCACAGAUCCUGACAGGGAAGAAGUAGGCAGGUCCUGGCAGUGGGGAGCUGUGGCGGCGGUAUCUCGGGUAUAGCCAGCUCCAGCCGGAUGGAGUCUCGAGUCGCGGACGCCGGGGCCGGCCAGGCUGAGCGCGCAGCGGGCGAGGGGCGGACAGUCAGCGGCGCCGCUCAGGGACCCGCAGUCUCGGCGCCCUUGGGUGCUGCCCGGUGGAAGCUCCUGCGGCAGGUUCUGAAACAAAAACACCUGGAUGAUUGUCUACGACAUGUAUCUGUAAGAAGAUUUGAAUCAUUUAAUCUGUUCUCAGUAACAGAAGCCCAAAAAAGGGAAACUGAAGAGGAAGUUGGUGCCUGGAUUCAAUAUACAAGCAUCUUCUAUCCUGAAUACAGUAUUUUCUUAAGGCACAAUAGUGGAUCUUUGAAUGUUGAAGAUGUUCUUACCAGCUUUGACAAUACAGGAAAUAUUUGCAUCUGGCCGGCUGAAGAGGUUUUGGCUUACUACUGCCUCAAGCACAGUGAUGUAUUCAGGGACCUUGCUGUGUGUGAGCUAGGGGGUGGCAUGACAUGCUUGGCUGGGCUCAUGGUUGCUAUUUCUGCAGAUGUCAAAGAAGUUCUGUUAACUGAUGGGAAUGAAAAGGCCAUCAGAAAUGUGAGAGACAUCAUCACAAGGAAUCAGACGGCCGGUGUGUUUAAGACUGGGAACAUAUCAAGCUGCGUUUUACGAUGGGAUAAUGAGACAGAUGUCUCUCAACUGGAAGGACAUUUUGACAUUGUUAUGUGUGCUGACUGCCUGUUUCUGGACCAGUACAGAGCCAGCCUUGUUGAUGCAAUAAAGAGAUUACUCCAGCCCAGGGGGAAAGCAAUGGUAUUCGCCCCACGCCGAGGGAAUACUUUAAACCAGUUUUGCAAUCUAGCUGAAAAAGCUGGUUUCUCUAUCCAAAGACGUGAAAAUUAUGAUGAACACAUUUCAAACUUCCACUCCAAGUUGAAAAAGGAAAACCAGGAUAUAUAUGAAGAAAACCUUCAUUAUCCACUUCUGCUUAUUUUAACCAAAAAUGAAUAGAAGAUUAAGCUGCUCGAAAGACAAAGAAAACAUCCAGUGCACAGGCAGUAUUUUCACAAAAACAGAAAUCUGUAACGGGUAUAAUAUGCAGUAAGCCGUGGGCUCCUUGAGAUUUUUCAAGCCCCCAGGACAUGGGCCCCAACUGCCUUUGCAACAUUCCAUGUGUGGGUUCCCGGGUCCACCUGUCCUCACCCACGUGACUCCCCAGCCAUCCUGGACUCUUCUUUCUUCCAUCGGCUUGUUGCUCUUCCUGCACCAAACUUUUGUCUUUAAAUAUGUAUAAGCGGCCUAUGUGAGAUUUGAAUUGGACUUGAGAGCCACCCAAAUAUUUUUCCCUCUCAUUGAGACAGAAUUUCUUUUGGUGAUUCCCACCCCACCCCCACCACCUUUAGAAAAUAUCUUGGUCUUUGUUCUAUUUUAGUGGUGGUCAUUUUUCAUCUGCCAACCCAGCAAACAUGAUGAUUCUUUCCUGGUUAAAAAAAAAAAAAGCAA